UAAAAUGCCUGCUCCUUGCUGUACCCUCGCCAUGGCGUCGUGUCUCUGCUCUCUCAGUAACAGAAAGUGGCCGCCUCUCUGCUGUUGCUGCCGACUCAAAGCUCACAGACUCGCUCGGCGCCUCAAACCGCCAUUUUGGAGUCAGAGAACCGUGAGUCGGCAGCAGCGAAGAGAGAGACGAAAAGGGGGACACGGGGUCGAGGUGGGGUUUCCAUCAUUGAUCAUUAAUCUUGGAAUCAAGAACAAUGGCUUUCCUUACUGAAAAGUAAAAGUUGCUGCCCUGCUGGGCAGAGGUGUCUGUGCUGCAUGGCGUCAGGGCAGGGUGGCCGACUGGAGGCUGGGGCAUCAGGGAGCUCUGGCCUGGCCAAACCUCUCUACCUGCAGCGCUUGGAAAGAUCCCUGAGGUUGGACAGCUUCCUGCGCCAGACUGCUGCCAUCUUCAACGGAGACAUAACCACAAGUGAUGACAGUGAUGACAGCGAUGGUGCAUUGGGGACAGCGCUAUCCAUGGACCCCUCUGCCACUCAGCAUACAGCUUUGACCGUGAAGAGUGAGCCAUGUGAGCAAGAGGACUGCUUGUCAGAGGGCAAGCCCCUCAAUGGAAUUCUUCUGCAGGGUGAAGCAGACCAGAAGGCAGAUAAAGCCAGCCUCUACAAUUUCUCCAAGCUGAAGAAGAACAGAAAGUGGAUUAAGAGUAUCCUGUUGAGUGACGACACCACAGACUCGGACACAGACUCAGAUGACUCGGACUUCAGUUUAUCUCGGGAGGAACUGCAUGACAUGCUCAGGCUACAUCGCUACACCAGGCAGCAUCAGAGCAAGUUCCACUCUGACCGGGAGCUUCACCAAUAUCAGUACUACAGCACUGGACUACUCUCUACUCAUGACCACUUCUAUGAGCAACAGCGCCACCUACUGGGGCCGAAGAAGAAGAAAAUCAAAGAUGAGAAGAAAUUCAAGGCCAAAUUGAAAAAGGUGAAGAAAAAGAAGAAACGGGGAGAGGGAGAGUUUCUGGAUGAUGGGCGUCCUUAUAUCACCAAGAUCUUCGCAAAGUUUUCCCAUGAUGCUCCACUGCCCAUAGUGAAGAAGAAACAUCUCACUACUGAGCAGCUGAAUGCACGGCGGCGUAAGGUCUGGCUCACCAUCUCUAAAAAGGAGAUUCCCAAGUCUUUCAAGCAGAAGACCUCUGCUAAGAACUUAGUAUUGACCAAUACUAAAAAGUUGGCUCAUCAGUGCAUGAGGGAGGUUCGGCGUGCAGCCAUCCAGGCCCAGAAGAACUGUAAGGAGACGUUACCCCGGGCUCGCCGCCUCACCAAGGAGAUGAUGCUUUACUGGAAGAAAUAUGACAAAGUGGAGAAGGAGCACAGGAAGAGGGCAGAGAAGGAGGCCCUGGAGCAACGUAAACUGGACGAAGAGAUGAGAGAAGCCAAGCGUCAGCAGCGUAAACUGAAUUUCCUCAUCACCCAGACAGAGCUGUAUGCUCAUUUCAUGGGCGGUAAAGCCAGCAUGGGGGGUCCAGAAGGAGGUACGUCUCAGGAGGAAAUUCUGAGCAAGCUGGAAGACACCGGGGCACACAGACAGAUUGACAUUGGAGGCGGUGUAAUGGUCAACAUGGGACAGGAGGACUAUGAUAGCGAUUACUACAAGUCCCAGGCCUUGAGGAAUGCCAAAGAAGCCUACCAGAUUCAUCAAGAGAGAACGCGAAUGUUUGAUGAGGAGGCUAAGGACAGUCGCUGUGCGUCGCUCCACUCAGCAGUGGGCUCAUCCUCAGGCGCCGGCUCUGGGUUUGGAGAGAGCUACAGCCUCUCUAACCCGUCCAUCCAUGCAGGUGAAGACAUUCCUCAGCCCACUAUCUUCAACGGCAAACUCAAGGGUUACCAACUCAAGGGCAUGAACUGGCUGGCCAACCUCUAUGAACAGGGAAUCAAUGGAAUCCUGGCAGAUGAGAUGGGGCUGGGGAAGACAGUCCAGAGUAUCGCCCUGUUGGCACACUUGGCAGAGAGAGACAACAUCUGGGGUCCGUUCCUGAUCAUCUCUCCCGCAUCCACACUCAACAACUGGCAUCAGGAGUUCACCCGCUUUGUGCCCAAAUUCAAGGUGUUGCCAUACUGGGGGAAUCCACACGAUCGCAAGGUGAUUCGGAAAUUUUGGAGCCAGAAAACCCUUUACACCCAAAAUGCACCAUUCCACGUGGUGAUCACAAGCUACCAGCUGGUGGUCCAAGACGUCAAGUACUUUCAGAGGGUCAAGUGGCAGUACAUGGUUCUGGAUGAGGCCCAGGCGCUGAAGAGCAGCACCAGUGUUCGGUGGAAAAUUCUUCUGCAGUUCCAGUGUCGAAACAGACUGCUGCUCACCGGGACGCCCAUCCAGAACACAAUGGCUGAGCUGUGGGCCCUGCUGCACUUCAUCAUGCCUACAUUGUUCGAUUCCCAUGAAGAGUUUAACGAGUGGUUCUCCAAGGACAUCGAGAGCCACGCCGAAAACAAGUCUGCCAUUGACGAGAACCAACUUUCCAGACUGCACAUGAUCCUCAAGCCUUUCAUGCUGCGCAGAAUCAAGAAGGAUGUGGAAAACGAGCUCUCGGACAAGAUUGAGAUCCUGACCUACUGCCAGCUGACGUCCCGGCAGAGGUUGCUCUACCAGGCUCUGAGGAACAAGAUCUCCAUCGAGGAUCUGCUGCAGUCGUCCAUGGGCACGGCCCAGCAGUCCCACAGCACCACCUCCUCCCUCAUGAACCUGGUCAUGCAGUUCAGGAAGGUGUGUAACCACCCUGACUUGUUUGAGCGCCAGGAGACGCGCUCUCCUUUCCACAUGUCCCUUAAGCCCUACGUCAUGCCUAAGUUCCUCCACCGCCAUGGCCUCAUCCACGCACACAACCAGGCCAAAAACAAGUUACUUCAAGUGCUGUUGUCUCCCUUCUCUCCAUAUCACAUGCAGCAGUCUCUUUUCCACAGAAAAGGUGAUGACAAAGGAAGCUGUUUCUCCUUCCUGCGCUUCAUCGACGUGUCACCGGCUGAGAUGUCCAAUCUCAUGCUGCAAGGCACCUUAGUAAGAUGGUUAGCCCUUUUUUUGUCCCUCAAAGCUGCAUAUCGGCUCCACCAUCAGCGCCUGUUUGGCCUUGAAGAAGAGGGUCCGGAGGAAGCCAGACCCUCGCGGGGGGCGAGCGGGAGGUCGCAGCCCAGGAGUCAGUGUCUGUCUCGCAAUGACCUAAUUCUGUGGCUGAACAGACCCACCAAUUUCCCGAACAUGAACACCAGCCCCGUUCUACAGGACCUGGUGUUCACAGCCUUAAGACCCGGCAUGAUGGGACACACAGACGUGAUGAUCUACAGUCGAAACUCUGCCACCUCCACGCUGCGACCCUGCCAACCUACACCGCCACCCAAGUUCCUGCUAGCCGCCACACCCAGGGUGACAGCAGUUCCGAUGGAGCGCUAUUGUAACGACCGCAGUGCAGAGUAUGAGUGGCGGGUGACACGCAGUGGAGGGGGCACAGUCUUUAAACAGUGUUUCCUCUACGGCUCCCCCGAACUUGCCUCAGACUGGCGCGUGAGGGCCAAUGCCUUUCACCCACAAUGCCAUGGGGGUGUGAUGGCCCUCUACCCGCGACAUGGAUGGUCCUUCAUUCGGAUCCCUGAUAAGGAGAGCCUGAUCACUGAAAGUGGCAAGCUCCACACCUUGGAUAUCCUGUUGAGUCGGCUAAAGGCCCAGGGACACAGAGUCCUCAUCUACUCCCAAAUGACCCGCAUGAUAGACCUGCUGGAGGAGUACAUGGUUUAUCGUAAGCACACCUACAUGCGACUCGACGGCUCCUCCAAGAUUUCAGAGCGCAGAGACAUGGUGGCUGACUUCCAGAGCCGGACGGACAUCUUUGUUUUCCUGCUGAGUACGAGGGCUGGAGGGCUCGGCAUCAACCUGACUGCUGCUGACACUGUCAUCUUCUAUGACAGUGACUGGAACCCCACAGUGGACCAACAGGCCAUGGACCGGGCUCACAGGCUGGGUCAGACCAAGCAGGUCACCGUCUAUCGCCUCAUCUGUCAGGGAUCCAUCGAGGAGAGGAUCCUGCAGCGGGCCAAGGAGAAAAGCGAGAUCCAAAGGGUGGUGAUCUCUGGAGGCAACUUCAAACCAGACACACUCAAACCCAAAGAGGUGGUCAGCCUGCUGUUGGACGACGAUGAGCUGGAGAAGAAAUUGCGUCAGAGACAGGAGGAGAAGAGGCAGCUGGAAGAGUGCAGCAAGGUGAAAGAGCGCAAGAGGAAGAGGGAGAAGUACGCAGAGAAGCAGCAGAAGAAGAACAACGAGGAGUCCGAGGUCAAGAAGAAGAGGGAGGUGAACCUGGUCAUCUCUCACGCGCCCUCGGCAGACAACUCCAACCUCUCUGCCGACGGAGACGACUCCUUCAUCAGCGUCGAGAUGGACUCGGCCAUGCCCAGUCCCUUUAGUGAGAUCUCCCUGAGCAGCGAGCUCCAGCCCGGCUCGUUGCCCCCGGAUGCCGACGCCGACGAAAGCAGCAGCGACAUGCUGGUCAUCGUGGACGAUCCGGUGUCCUCUGCGCCGCAGUCUCGCGCCACCAACUCGCCCUCCUCGGUGUCUGGAUCAGUCUCUGACAACAUGAAUGGUGUUUCGGCCUCGGAAACGAUCAGCCCCGGCAGAGGCAGGUCUGGGCGGAGUCGGGGGCGGCCUAAAGGAUCAGGAGGGGGGGCCAAGUCUGGAGGGAAAGGACGUGGCCGCAAGUCAACAGCGGGCAGCGCGGCAGCCAUGGCGGGAGCGAUGGCUGGUGCGGCAGCCGCGUCUGCAGCAGCUUAUGCUGCUUACGGUUACAGUGUUUCUAAAGCAGGCCUCGCUGCGUCCAGCCCCCUGCAGCCUUCCCUGGGCCGGUCUGGCACCAGCCCCGCCUUCAACCCCAGCAGAAGCUCCUCCCCCCAGGCCAAAGGAGGCGCCUCCACCCCAAGCCCCAACAAACAGCUGGCCCACAGCCACCACCACAGCAGCCACGGCACAGUCAGGAAAGGCAAGGGCCCCGGUGGUCCCGGGGCUCGAUAAUGGACUCAUACACACUUGAAUGUGCCCUCUCUCUUUCACACACACACACACACACACACAGAAA
This is a messenger RNA of Perca flavescens (yellow perch), 5110 nucleotides long. It is a transcript of the gene ino80, whose product is annotated as INO80 complex ATPase subunit. The record is from RefSeq and is a predicted model, not a curated record. Gene Ontology annotation, biological process: DNA repair; chromatin remodeling; DNA-templated transcription. Gene Ontology annotation, molecular function: ATP binding; DNA binding; histone binding. The transcript is spliced from 37 exons. Gene Ontology annotation, cellular component: Ino80 complex; nucleus. Bases 307 to 5046 code for a protein of 1579 amino acids. Lineage: Eukaryota; Metazoa; Chordata; Actinopteri; Perciformes; Percidae.